GUCCCUGACCUCAGGGACACGUUUCAAGGUCGAGAGACUGUCCCCGUUUUUUAAUCGAUCGUAGUAAAGAACUUCAUGUCCUGGGAUGCUGACAUUUUUAAUUUCGUUGUUGGUUACUAUAUCAUCGGUUGUCAUCGUACUGAAAUGGUUCGUUCAGUAUCAAAAAUCUACUGCACGCCAUCAGUUGGUGGACAAAUACAGUGUUCCUGAUGAUCACAAAAUAGUCGCUUUCUUCCACCCAUACUGUAAUAGUGGUGGCGGAGGAGAACGUGUACUAUGGGUAGCAGUUAAAUGUAUGCUGGAAAAGUAUAAAAACAUUGUAAUUGUAGUAUUCACUAAUGACGCUGAGUGUCUUUCAAAACCCAAUAAUGUUCUGCAUAAUGUUAAAAGGUUGUUUGGGGUAUCUAUAAACUGUGUACCUGGUUCGUCUGCUAUACAUUUCGUACCACUAAAGUCACAGAUGUUAUUGACACCCAAACUAUAUCGGUUAUUUACUUUAGCCGGUCAAGCUCUAGGAUCUAUAUUAGUUGGCUUAGAAGCUGUAUUCAGGUGUCCACCGGAUGUUUAUAUUGAUACUACAGGAUUCGCUUUUACAAUACCGUUAGCCAAGUGGUUAAGUAAUGCACUGACAGCAGCUUAUGUCCACUAUCCAACUAUAUCUUCGGAUAUGUUACGCCGUAUUUCACCCUCGCCACUUUCAAACAAUAAAAGUCAAGUGGUUUUAACGUAUAAUAAUGCUGCGUGGAUUCGAAAUAGUAAGAUCUUUUCAAGCAUAAAGGUUCUAUAUUACAAGCUAUUUUCUAAUGCUUAUGGAUUUUCUGGUUCAAGUAGAAAUAUUGAUGUUGUGAUGACAAAUUCAUCAUGGACUCAAAAACACAUCCAAUCUCUUUGGGGAGGAAGACCUGUUGUACUUUAUCCUCCAUGUCCUACUGAAGAUUUGGGAAAUAAAUUAUCAUGUCAACAACGAAACAAGUGGAUCGUAUCUGUUGGUCAAUUUAGACCAGAAAAAAAUCAUCAACUUCAGCUAGAUGCUUUUCAUCGUUUCCUCAGUCGACAAGUGACAACUGAAGACAAUGAUGGACAGUUAUUCAAACUCUGUUUAAUAGGUGGUUGCCGGGAUGCUGAGGAUCAUGCUCUAGUAUUAAAAUUGAAGCAACACGCUGCUGUAUUGGGUCUUGGUGAUGCUGUAGAAUUCCAUAUUAAUUUGCCUUAUAAAGAAUUAAAAAGUUAUUUUGAAUGUUGUUCUGUUAAUCUACAUACUAUGGUGGAUGAACAUUUUGGAAUAGGUGUUGUGGAAGGCAUGGCAUCGGGUCUUAUCACAGUCGCUCAUAGAUCAGGUGGUCCACUGACUGACAUUAUCGGACCUUCGGAAAGCAGUAUAUCAUCUAUUCAGUCAGAAAAGUCCGGUGUUGGCUUCCUUGCAUCUACAGCUGAAGAGUAUGCAGACAUCUUUGAAUUAAUACUGUUAAAAAUGUCUGAAGCACAAAUUCAUGCUAUACGUCAAAACGCCAUUAAAUGGGUACGUGAAAAAUUCUCUGAGGGGUGUUUUAUCAAUGGUUGGAUUGAACAGAUGAAUUUAUUUGGUUUGGAGUCGAUUUCUUUGUGAAAUCAGCUAGUUGUGAUAAUGUUAGAAAAAAGUACUUCUCUUUCAAUGUCUUUUGUAAUAAAUGAUGUAUUCUCGAAUUCUUUUUGGUUUCUCAAUGUGAGAAUUUCUUUAUCUUUCAUUUUUCUUUCUUGAAGUGUAAAACAAACAAAUCAGGCUUCUUCAUGUGCUGUAUUUUUUCGUAAAAUUCAAUAAAAUACCUUUUCACAUGA
Messenger RNA from Trichobilharzia regenti, 1815 nucleotides. The record is from the annotation of a GenBank genome assembly. Lineage: Eukaryota; Metazoa; Platyhelminthes; Trematoda; Strigeidida; Schistosomatidae.